GAGAGAUUGCAUUUGGUAUGGAAGUGGUGGAUUUCUAAAAUUAUCCUGUUUAUGUAAGUGGCACUUCCAUGGCCAGCGGGUCUGCACCUGCGAGCAGCAGGUCACUGAGCGAGAUAAAACAACUAAAAUAUCGGUGUUUCAAACGGAUCCGUGGACUACGUGGCACAGUGUGGAUCGGUUCAAAUAAAAUUGUCUCAAAAAGUCUCAUCUUGUACUGAAACAAUGUAGAGCUAUUGAGUCAAAUACACCAUAAUAACAAAGACAUGAAGUACUUAGCGGUCUUCCCAGGCCUCCGCUGAGGAUUCUAUAUUCUUGUCAUAAAUAUUCAAUUUCCAAAUCACAUUUACACGAAGUGUUGCCGCUAGCAACCCGCGGACGGCAUAAUGGCGCUAGUAAACUAUUCAAUCACACGGUUUUGAAUAGCCACUUUUUGUGGCAACAAAUGUGAAGAUACCAUUGAUGCCAUGACGAUACAAGUGGAAUUGGAUCAACUUCUGAAUCUUGCUCUAGGUACUCCUGAACGGGGAGCUGUGAACUUUAAUAUACUUCAUGGAGUACUGCGAGAGAUUCUUAAUCAUCUAGGAAUUGAAAAGAAGGCCAAGGAUAUUGGUGACGAUGGGAAUUUUAGAGCAGCGUAUGCACUGCUCAAGAGCAAACAGGAUAGUUCUCAAGGAGUUGAAAAUGAUGGCGAUGUCGAACGUUUUCCUGCGGAGAGAGUCACGAGUGAUAAAAUACCUUUCUCUGCUGCCUCAUUUUCUGAACCAGUUCAUGGUAAUUUGGAAUCUAAGGUAGCGAAUAUCGAGAAAAGGUUGGACAUAUUAGACGAUUUGCCUAGUAACAGCGAAAUACUCCAACGUGCCAAGCAAAAAAAGGAUGGCAGAACCCCUGUUGGUGAUAUGUGGCAAUUCAUAAACAUAAAUCGACGACUUGGUGCUACGGAAACGGGCAUUGAGAAGAUCACAACCCUAUUAGACACAAUGAUGAAGGAAGUUGGUGAUGUGAAGGAAGCCACAGAAGAAGUUUCUGAGUUGAAGAGAAAGUUGGCAGAGCUGGAGAAACUGAAUUCAAGUCUUAGUGAGAGAAUUAAUGCAUUGGAAAGUGUAGACAAUUCAGAGGAGAGAAGAAAAAUGGAAGAUUUGCUCAAGGAAUUGGAAAAUCUAAAGAAGCAAGUAGAUGAUCUUCCCACCAAGGAUGACCUUGAAAAUUUGGAUAUUUAUGUCAAAUGGCCACAACUUGAAGAAGCUUUAAAUGCUAGAAGGAGUCGAGCUCCAUCUGCAAAAUCCAGAGCUUCUACUCCUAAAGCAAGAACUCCCACCCCUCCUCCCCCAAGAACACCAAGUCCCCCUCAUCCGUCCCCUGAGGCACUUGAAGCAUUAAGACAAAUUGGAGAGCUAAUGGACAAACAUGAGGUGCUAAUUGAGCAAGUGGAUUCUUUGGAGGAACAAAUGCCUAAGAAAGCUAACCUUGAGGAUUUGGCUGAACUGAGGAAUAGGCCUGAUGUUCCAGACGACAUUCUUGAACAACUAAAGUGGUUGAAAGAUGGACUUGAUGCAAUAAAUAAAUGGAAAGAGGAGAAAACCAUUCCGGCUGAUCUUGAAUCCCAGUUAACGUCACUGAGAGAAGGACUGGCACUACUCAGCGAUAACAAGCGACAGAUUGAACGAAUGGGAGAGCAACUGCAAAGCCUAAAGAAUGUAUCUGAUAUGCUGAGUUACCACAACGAAAAGCUUCAAAUGAUUCCUGAUGACUUACUCGAUCAACUUAACAAGCUUAAGUACCUGGAAAGAGCAACCAGUCAAAUUAAAGAGUUUAAAGAUCAGUUACCGUCAAAACUACAGCGAAUUGAGGAUCGAUUAAAAGAGGACACAGAACGCGAGGUCAGAACUCUAAGAGAUGGUCUCCGACUUCUCAAUAACCAGCUUGAUAAGUACAAGAAGAUGAAAGAAACGAUUCCUAAAUCUUCGACUUCAAAUGCCGGAAAAGUAAAGGAUGGUGGCGCGCUCAGUGCCUUAAGAAGCAUGUUAACAGAACUUCAAGGAGAACAGGAAAAACUUAACAACACAACAAAGGAGCUUGUAGAGGAACACAACAGGAAACAGAAACAUAUUGAUGCUCUGUACACGUACGCUGACAGACUGCAAGAGGUUAAGGCUGAUAAGGAACAAGUUGCCAUGGAAAUGGACGUGAAAGCGGACAAACGUACACUGGAUAACUUGGUAAAUAGAACCAAAUUUGACCAGAGUAUUGGAAGCUUGGAUCAGUCACUGCAGGAACUCUUGCACAGACUGGAGGGCCAGGAAUCAGCGUUAAGUGAGGCUUUAGCUCGGUUGGCUGGUGAUAUUGAUCAAAAGCUUGACAGGCUGGAACUCGAUCCUCUGAAGGAUUACUUUGAAAAGAGGAUUAAGAGUAUGAAAUGUAAACAUGUUGAUUUACCUCUGUCUGAUGAUCCUGCUGCUGGAUUCCGCAAGGCGUUACUCAGGUUUCACUGUAUUUCCUGUGACAGGCCUGUUGAUAUGAUACCUGGCCAUCCCAAUCCAGCUCUGCCCCAGACUCCUGGUCUGCCUCCAUCUCGGUCGGGGCGUCCUUACACAACUUUUGAACUUGAUCAAAUACGUCAGAUGCAUCGAGGUGGGUACACCUACGAACAAGAAGUAGCCACAACAACAGCCCGAGCAUGUGGUGGAAGUCAUACAGUGACCUUUCCUAACAGAAGGACAGCCAGAUUCAAUCAAUAUUAUUACUACAGAGAGGAUGACACACCAGUACCAAUUCCUCAGAGGGAUGAGACAGAACUGAUUGGUCAAGAUGGACAUAUUUACAAAGGACGUUUUGAAGGAUUGGAUCGAAUGCCUGACUUACCGCCAGGUUCUCAGAACCCCAAAUCUCCUAGAGCAGCGUCGGCCAAGAGAGCUACUAGUCCCCAGCCUCCUCGCAAUGGUAGUGCGACAAGUCGUCGUCCUCGAUCUGCUGCGGUACCAGCGUCACCGAGAAGCCACGAGGAGGAGGUUGAGCCUGCUAGUGUUGUUGUUCAGUAAACAUCAGAUGUAUCGAUGAAACCAGAGACAUCAUGUAAUAAUAAGUCUCACCUUGUGAAGUUGCAUUUAAGGACAGGAAUUGGAGUUCUUUAGAUACUCGUAGUCUUAGUUUGCCUCUUUGAUUGUAAGUUUUAGUGAGAUUUUUAAUGACAUGAACCAUUUGUAAAAAGGAAAAAAAUUCUUUGACACAGUGUUAAUAUAUUAGAUUAUUUAUAAAAUAGCUUGGUCGCGCCACGAAGUUUCAUGAGGUCUCCGUGAGUCAUCUUUGGAGAAGAAGUGACCUGCUAAGAAAAAACGUCGUUUUGAAGAAGUUACAUGUAAGACGCAAUACACAAUGGUUGGAAAUAUUGUGAAUAUUUAUGACGGUUUGAGACGAAAAUGUGGCACAUUUUUCAUUAUUUAACGGCUGCAAAAUCACGCACCAAUCAUAACAUCAAAAUUGCACUAAGUAAUGAAAGUGCACAUGAUCAUUGUAAAUUUAGGAUAAUGCUGAACAACGACAACUUCAUUUGUGAAUUAUCGGGUUAAUCCCGAAUCAAUCACGUGUUAUUAAAAGUUUUAGACCGUCA
This is a messenger RNA of Orbicella faveolata, 3604 nucleotides long. RefSeq lists its product as uncharacterized. The record is from RefSeq and is a predicted model, not a curated record. NCBI's taxonomy places the organism in Eukaryota, Metazoa, Cnidaria, Anthozoa, Scleractinia, Merulinidae.